Messenger RNA from Ixodes scapularis (black-legged tick), 825 nucleotides. RefSeq lists its product as uncharacterized. NCBI's taxonomy places the organism in Eukaryota, Metazoa, Arthropoda, Arachnida, Ixodida, Ixodidae. The record is from RefSeq and is a predicted model, not a curated record. Bases 1 to 825 code for a protein of 274 amino acids. The transcript has a single exon.
AUGAAACGGUGGCGCCUCACUCUGUGGUCCUAUCGCACGACUAACCGCACGGCACCGCUCGACUGGGCGGUGCCACCGGCGGCCAGCCGGAAGGACGUGUUGCACUCUCUUAACCGCACAGAGUGCGUUUGCAAGUGUGCAAAUACUUCCUCGCCGAAUAACGAUGCGCUGGCCCCGGAAUCAAGGAGAGCCGCAAACGUUCGACCAGCGAUUGUGAGGGCCAAGAACGGAGCAGGCGCAUCGGGUGAAAAAUUGAGCCGAUACGCGGACGGAGCGAGGGCGAUCAUGGGCGCCCCCGCGUUCUUCCGAGCCGCCGGCCUCGUCAGCGGCGGCCUGCUCCGUUUCCCGAGGCGUUGGGAGGCGCUGUCCGCCGGUCAGUACAUUCUCGGGCGAAAUGGCCCAGAUUACCGCAGCGGAAACACCGUGCGUCCGAACCGCGGGGUGGGUCCCGUCGCACGUUCCUCGACGGGGCGGGACGCUCACUGGGAGCAUCUUGGUGCUCAACCUGCGCCCCCCUGCGCUGCCUUGUAUCCGACGGGCGGUCCCGAUUGCGCUGGGCCGCAUGCGCCUCUGUGGAGCCUCGUCGCAAGCCAAAGGUGUAGGGGUCCAGGGCACGAUCAGAAAUGUCUCUCGUGUCCCUUCCCCGCGUGUCGACAUAUGCCGCAUACGCCUCAGGGCGGCGAGUCCGAGCCCCGAAGUCUCCGUUCCACGCACAGCGCGGCUCUAGGGACUCCGACGGGUGGGGCGGAGGCCUGUAGGCGCGCGAGGCGAGGAUAUCGCCCUAUAGGCGGCGAGCUUCAACGACAAGAUCGUCCAGGGAGCUGA